AUGCGGGUCCUCAUACUAACCUUUUGCCUGAUUGGGGCCGUCCUUACCAAACCCAUUUCUUUCAAUGAUGUUGCCGAGUCGAGCGAAUCAAGCGAAUGGGCCCAGACUGGAGGUUCCUAUCAGCAUUACAACCAACAGCAGACUGGAGGGUCCUAUGAUCCCCAACCCUAUCAACAUUACAACCCCCAGUACCAGCAACAGAGCUCGGAGGAAAAUGGCCAACAAGCUCAGGCAUCGUAUGAUCUGCAUUCCUACCAACAUUACCUCAAGCAGUACCAACAACAGGCUCAAAGCGGAGGUUCCUAUGAUCCACACUAUCAGCAUUACCUCCAACAGUACCAAUACCAACAGAGUUGGGAUCCACAUUAUGCUAGUUACGUGCACCAACCCGCAAGUCAGUCAAAUGAGCACAAACAGCACCCUCAGGAAGCAGACACAACAAGCACGGCUGUUGAAAGCCAUGACAGUACCGGCAGUGAGAGCAAUGAAGCCAAGGACCAAAGCUAUCCCAUCCAGGCACCAGAAGAGAGCUUCGGAACGGACGACAGCAAGAGCACCAGUCAUGAAAACAGUCAGACCGAAGACAGCACAAGCAGCGAAAGCUCUGAGUCCAAUGAGACCACCAUAACUGACACAAAUGAGGGUAGUGACAGCCAUGACUCCAGUCAAACCAGUAACAAGAUCCUUGUCAUCAAGACCAUACUAAUGAGCAGUGUGAUAGACAGUAGUCAAACCAGCAAGGGUAGUCAGGAAACCAGCAGUGAAAGUAGUGAGACCAGUAAGGCCAACGACAACAUAAGCAGUGAGACCAGUAAAGCCAGCGACAACACCAGCAGUGAAAGCAGUGAAACCAGUAAGGCCAGCAACAACACCGGCAGUAAAAGCAGGAAAACCGGUAAGGCCAGCGAGAAGGUCCAUGCCGUCAAGACCAUAUUGGUGAGCAACGUGAUUGACAACAGUCAAACCAGCAAGGAUAGUCAUGAAACCAGCAGUGAAAGGAGUGAGACCAGUAAGGCCAGCGACAACAUCAGCAGUGAAAGCAGUGAGACCAGUAAGGCCAGCGACAACAUCAGCAGUGAAAGCAGUGAGACCAGUAAGGCCAGCGAUUAUAGCAGCAGUGAAAGCAGUGAGACCAGUAAGGCCAGCGACAACAUCAGCAGUGAAAGCAGUGAGACCAGUAAGGCCAGCGAUUAUAGCAGCAGUGAAAGCAGUGAGACCAGUAAGGCCAGCGAUUAUAGCAGCAGUGAAAGCAGUGAGACCAGUAAGGCCAGCGACAACAUCAGCAGUGAAAGCAGUGAGACCAGUAAGGCCAGCGACAAUAGCAGCAGUGAAAGCAGUGAGACCAGUAAGGCCAGCGACAAUAGCAGCAGUGAAAGCAGUGAGACCAGUAAGGCCAGCGACAAUAGCAGCAGUGAAAGCAGUGAGACCAGUAAGGCCAGCGACAAUAGCAGCAGUGAAAGCAGUGAGACCAGUAAGGCCAGCGACAACACCAGCAGUGAAAGCAGUGAGACCAGUAAGGCCAGCAACAAUAGCAGUAGUGAGACCAGUAAGGCCAGCGACAACGUCAGCAGUGAGAGCGGUGAAAAGGUCAUCAACAUCCACAGUAGUGACACCUACCAGACAAUUAAGGCUAAUGUACUAAGCUACAGCAUCAAGAGCGUAAAUGAUAUUGUUGACAACAGUGAAAGCAGCAGUGAAGAAGUAAGUGACACCAGUAGGACCAUCAAUGACAGCACUAAGGUCACUGGCAGUAACAGUCAUGACACCAGCAGCCAUGAAAGCAGUGAAUCUAGUGACACCACCAGUCUUAAAAGCAGUGAAUCCAGUGACACCACCAGUCUUAAAAGCAGUGAAUCCAGUGACACCACAAGUCUUGAAAGCAAUGAAUCCAGUGACACCACCAGUCUUGAAAGCAGCGAAUCCAGUGGGACCAGCAACCAUGAAAGCAGUGAAUCCAGCGAUACCACCAGCCAUGAAAGCAGUGAAUCCAGUGAGACCACCAGCCAUGACACCAGUGGAACCUCAAAGGCCAGUGACAGUACCAGCCAUGAAAGCAGUGAAUCCAGUGAGACCACCAGCCAUGACACCAGUGGAACCUCAAAGGCCAGUGACAGUACCAACCAUGAAAGCAGUGAAUCCAGUGAGACCACCAGCCAUGACACCAGUGGAACCUCAAAGGCCAGUGACAGUACCAGCCAUGACACCAGUGGAACCUCAAAGGCCAGUGACAGUACCAGCCAUGAAAGCAGUGAAUCCAGUGAGACCAGCAACCCAGAGUGUCAGAAUGGGGCGGAGAGCUGCGAGAGCGAGGAGUAUUUCUUCCAGGACAUCGGCGACGAUGCCCACUACUCAGUGGACCAUCUGAUGGUGCCAGAUGAAGAUGACAUGGAGUUACGCCUGCGAAGAAGAUGACCUCACCUCCACCUCCACCUCCACCUCCACCUCCCACAUUCACUUCAACACUAUCCAAUAAGCUGACUAAACAUAUCAGGUGGAAUAUAGAAUAUUGUUUUGACUCUUGAAAGUUAUUUUUGGGAUCAUCAUAUUGUUACCUAUGUGUGUGUGUGUGUGUGUUUGUGUGUGUGCACGUGUGUGUGCACGUGUUUGUGUUGAAAACAUUUUGACCUCUAGUGUGUUGCAG
Molecule: messenger RNA, 2641 nt
Organism: Entelurus aequoreus (snake pipefish)
Lineage: Eukaryota; Metazoa; Chordata; Actinopteri; Syngnathiformes; Syngnathidae
Product: dentin sialophosphoprotein-like
Exons: 9
Coding region: 1-2412 (803 amino acids)
Biological process (GO): ossification; cell adhesion; signal transduction
Cellular component (GO): membrane
Source: RefSeq, a predicted model, not a curated record